AUGGAACGAAUCAAUACCCGCAAGUCCGGUAAAAUGGUCGACAUCAACACGCUUGCCACGGAAGCCUUGAAGCCCGAAUCCACAGACGACAUUCUUGUUCAGCAUGGAAGUCUCCUCACAGAGCUAUGCGCGCGGUGGGUACAGUCUGGCUCAAAGACCGACGCGAAAGUGGCGGCCUUUGGGCGAUUACUACCACUUGCGCCUCACCUCGCGGAGCACGUGGAACGAUUUCUGGCCCAUACUUCUGAUUCUCCAAUCAUUGGAACGAUAUCAUCGAUCGAAAUCAUGAGCGCUUCCAGUGAUGUUGAUCUUGUCGAAGUUCUUCUUGGAACAUUCCGACUCGUCAGUUACGACUGCAAGAACUUCACUAACUAUGUACGACCGCUUGCUUUGGAGCGCCUGUCUCAGCACACGAGUCGCGUUGUACGGUACCUGGCCAUACGGACGCUUUGUUUAUACGCGCAUACGGCGGAUUUUGCGACCCAAGAAAUGAUCAAGCGAUUCCUUGGAGAGGAGGAGAUCGAGGGGCCAUGGGAAGGUCAGCACAUCGACUACCGCUUUUUGUCGCUUUGGGAAGAGAAGAGGUGGAAACAUCUACAGAGCAAGAUUGGCCAGGAGAUUUCCGGGAUAGACACGUACGCGAACGCUUUAUAUCAGGACCUAUCGCCGUAUACAGUCAACGUCAAUGGUGUUCUACUGCCUCGGUUGGACGGAAGCCCAUCCCAAGAGAGGCCUGCCCAGCUCGUCUCGACAGCCACCACAGAGGAAAACCUAAAGAAGAUCGCUCAUGGACUUCUUGGGUCCAGCCCUAUUCUACUCACGGGCCUCGCGGGCUCGGGCAAGACUCUUCUUACGCGUCAUCUCGCAUGGCAGCUCAACAAGCUCGACGGAAUGGUUACCCUUCAUUUGAACGAACAAAGUGACGCAAAGCUACUGAUUGGAAUGUACACUACCGGAGCUAAGCCGGGAACCUUUAGCUGGCGCGCAGGAGUACUCACUACCGCUGUUCGGGAAGGCCGGUGGAUCUUCAUCGAGGAUCUCGAUCGGGCGCCAAACGAGGUUAUCAGCACGCUGCUACCCCUCAUAGAACGCGGUGAACUACUCAUACCCAGCAGAGGAGAGACCAUACGAGCAGCGCGUGGGUUCCGCAUCAUCGCCACUAUGCGAAGCACCCUUAACCCAAGAGGCCAGGAGAUCAUACCCCGUCAGAACAUGAUUGGCCAUCGAUUCUGGAAAUCUGUCACAGUGCAGAUGCCUCAUCUAGAGGAGUUCCGUCAGGUGAUACACGCAAAGUAUCCUGCGUUGCAGAAGCAUCUUUCCAGCAUCAUGGAGGUCUAUGCACGGCUAUUGGACCUGUACUCAGAUCCCAAAUUCUCAUCCGAGAAUGGUACAUCACUUCGAGCCAUGACACCACGAGACUUACUCAAGUGGUGCGACCGGAUCGCGGUACUUCUUGGACAGGCUGCAUCAUUCAGCAACGCGCAAAAGGACGACAUAUUCAUGGAGGCAUUCGAUUGCUUUGCGGGAAGUCUGCGUACCGAAGGCGCGCGUUCGAAGGUCAUGGCCUGUGUGGCAGAAGAGUUACACAUCGACCCUCAGCGCAGAGACCACUUGUUAAGGAACCGCGAAGUCAAGCUUCAGGUGCCUUCCAAGACUACAUCAUCCGGCACUAUUCAGAUUGGACGAGCGCGAUUGUCUAAGCAUAAGUCUUCUAAGAAAUCGGGUCCAGCACGGCCAUUUUCAACCAAUGACUACACCCUACGCCUGCUUGAGAAGGUGGCCGUAGCAGUCGAUCGUCAAGAACCGCUUCUUUUAGUGGGUGAGACGGGCACUGGAAAGACAACCUGCAUCCAGUAUCUGGCUGAGCAGCUUGGUCGUAAGCUCGUAGCCUUCAACUUGUCACAACAAAGCGAGAGCGGCGAUCUGCUGGGUGGCUUCAAGCCUGUCAAUGUACGCAGCCUUGUCAUUCCACUCAAGGACGAAUUUGAUGAAAUCUUCGAUACCACCUUCUCACGAAAGAAGAACUUGCGAUUCAUCGAAAUGCUCGGAAAACGUGUUGCGAAGGGCGAUUGGAAGCGCGUUUGUUCACUGUGGCGCGAGGCUCUGAAGAUGGUUGAUGCAGCCAGGAAAUCACACGAAUCGCAAACGUCAUCUCCGGAUCCUGAUGGUGGUCAGCCUAAAAAGAAGCGAAAGAUGGACUCGCUACCUGCCAACUUCCCGACAGCAAGAUGGGAGAAAUUUGCAGCUGAUCUGCACGACUUGGAGGCGCAGCUUGCUAGUGGCUCGGAAGCGUUUGCCUUUUCUUUCCUGGAAGGCAAUAUCGUCAAGGCAGUUAGGAAUGGCGAUUGGGUAUUGCUUGAUGAGAUCAACUUGGCGUCUUCGGACACACUAGAGGCGCUUACUGAUCUUUUGGGCGGCGGCCCAGAUGGGAACCCAUCGAUACUCCUGACCGAGACUGGCAAUGUCGAACGUGUGGUCGCACAUCCCAAUUUCAGAGUGUUCGCUGCGAUGAAUCCGGCCACCGAUGUAGGCAAGAAGGACCUCCCACCGGGCAUCCGAUCGCGAUUCACUGAGCUAUACGUCGAGAGUCCAGACGGUGACGAAAAGAGCUUGCGCAACAUCGUGGAGAAAUAUCUCGGCGGAGACGGAACAGAUCCAGCAAUCGUGCGCAUAGCACGCGAUGUCACUACUCUGUACCUUGAGAUUCAAAAACUUGCGAAAGCGAACAUGCUCGUCGAUGGCGCAGAUCAAAAAGCCCACUUCAGCCUGCGAACUUUGACACGGACGUUGUCAUACGCCAGGGAUAUUGCGCCGCUCUGUACUCUCCGUCGGGCUCUGUAUGAAGGGUUUCACAUGAGUUUCUUGACUUUCCUAGGCAAGGCUUCAGAAGACCUGAUCGCUCCGCUUAUUACCAAGCAUCUUUUCCCGCAAAAGACUUCCGUAAAGGCUGAGCUCGGAAAGCCACUUCAGCAACCAUCAGAUGGUCGAGGUUACGUCAGACAGGGCCAUUACUGGCUCCGACAGGGUGUGCAUGAUGUGGAGGAGCAAUCGCACUACAUCAUCACCCCCUUUGUUCAGCGCAACAUGGACAACCUCAUUCGAGCUGCUUCCACACGAAAGUACCCAGUGUUGAUCCAAGGCCCUACCUCAUCCGGUAAGACAAGUAUGAUUGAGUACCUAGCCAAGCGAUCAGGGAACAAGUUCGUUCGCAUCAACAACCAUGAGCACACCGACUUGCAAGAGUACCUAGGGUCGUACAUCUCCGGACUUGAUGGAAAGCUCACAUUCCAAGAGGGUAUAUUAGUACGAGCUCUACGUGAGGGCCACUGGAUCGUUUUGGACGAACUCAAUCUGGCGCCUACAGAUGUUCUCGAAGCUUUGAAUCGCCUGCUCGAUGACAACCGAGAGCUACUCAUUCCAGAAACACAAGAGGUCGUCCGGCCACACGAAGACUUCAUGCUCUUCGCCACACAGAACCCGGCUGGUCUCUACGGAGGACGUAAGGUGCUUUCAAGAGCUUUCCGUAAUCGUUUCCUGGAGCUACACUUCGACGACAUACCGGUAGAAGAGUUGACGGAGAUUCUACAUCGCCGUACCAUGAUUCCGGAAACAUGGUGCAAGCGGAUUGUCAAGGUAUAUCGGGAGCUUUCCACACUUCGACAGGAGAACCGUAUCUUUGAGCAGAAGAGUUUUGCGACACUACGAGACCUAUUCAGAUGGGCUCAGCGCAAAGCAGACACAAUCCAAGACCUAGCCAACAACGGUUACAUGCUUCUUGCUGAACGCGUGCGCAAAGAGGAUGAGCGAGUCGCCGUCAAGAAGAUUCUAGAGACCGUGAUGAGCGAAAAGGGCCCGAGGGUGACGAUAGACGAAGAGCGACUGUUCAGAUCUGACAGCCUAUCGAACAUCGAAGGGCUUGGCAAUGGUAUGGCUAUGGUCACCACUGAUAUCGUUUGGACCCGCGCCAUGCGUCGCUUAUCGGUUCUUGUUGCACAUGCUAUCCGAAACAAUGAACCGGUUCUACUUAUCGGAGAGACUGGUUGCGGAAAAACGACUGUCUGCCAAUUACUCGCAGAGCAAUUCAACAACCGACUCCACAUCGUCAAUGCUCACCAGAACACUGAAACUGGAGACUUGAUUGGUGCGCAACGACCGAUCAGAAACCGGGCCGCUAUUGAGGAAUCAGUAAGAGAGCAAGUGCUUGAAGCACUCCAUGAGACUCUGGGCGAACGCCUUCAGGGUGACCCUGGCUCGCUGGGUUUCGAAGAGCUUAUGACGCUUUACGACAACAUCACUAAUGACUCACCCAGUGCAAUCACUGAUGAGCUUCGCCAAUCUAUACAAUUCAGUCGAGCUAAGGCAAGUGCCUUGUUUGAAUGGGCGGAUGGUAGCUUGGUGUACGCAAUGAAGCAAGGCCACUAUUUUCUUCUGGACGAGAUCUCGCUAGCUGAUGACUCAGUGCUUGAGCGCCUGAACAGCGUUCUCGAGCCUUCGCGUUCCCUUCUGCUGGCAGAGAAAGGUCCGGUGGACUCCAUGAUUACAGCUAGCGAUGGGUUCCAGUUUCUUGCUACUAUGAACCCAGGUGGAGACUACGGUAAGAAGGAGCUCUCGCCAGCCCUUCGAAACCGCUUCACAGAGAUCUGGGUUCCAGCAAUGUCCGACCUCGACGACAUCCUCGAGAUUGUGCGAUCGAAGCUGAGACCAAGCUUGAUUCAGUAUGCUGAAGCUAUUGUCUCGUUCUCACAAUGGUUCAAUGACAAGUACAACACCUCUGUUGCUUCUUCAAUAUCUGUCCGUGAUACUUUAGCAUGGGUGUCUUUCGUCAACGACUCGAAACACGGCGAUCCUAUAUUUGGAGUUACCCACGGUGCGGCCAUGGUUUUCAUUGACACACUUGGUGCCAACCCGGCAGGUCUACUUGCUAUUUCUGCAUCCACUAUCGAUGAUGAGAAGAGGACAUGUCUACAUCACCUGAGCAAGCUAUUGGGUCAAGAUGUCGCACCUAUGUACUUCGCCGCCAUUGACAUCUCAAAUACGGAGCAUUCUUUCCAAUUAGGCUCUUUCUCCAUCCCCAAGUUCUCGUCGGUAGCCUCGCUGGCGUCCAACUUUGCGCUUGAAGCACCCACCACUCGCUCCAACGCGAUGCGGAUAGUUCGCGCACUACAACUUCCAAAACCAAUCCUGUUGGAAGGAAACCCCGGUGUAGGUAAAACUACGCUAGUCACUGCCUUGGCCAGAUCGAUUGGCAAACCUUUGACACGUCUCAAUCUAUCUGAGCAGACAGAUCUGAUGGACUUAUUCGGAUCGGACGUGCCUGUCGAAGGGGGAGCCGCCGGUACAUUCGCUUGGCGUGACGCUCCAUUCCUCAAAGCAAUGAAGAAUGGCGAUUGGGUACUCCUUGACGAGAUGAACCUGGCCUCCCAGUCAGUACUUGAAGGCCUCAACGCGGUCCUUGAUCACCGCGGCGAAGUUUACAUAUCUGAGUUGGACCAGACCUUUCACAAACAUCAAGAUUUUAGAGUCUUCGCAGCCCAGAAUCCGCAUCACCAGGGCGGUGGCCGUAAGGGUUUGCCAGCUUCCUUCGUCAACCGGUUCACCGUCGUAUAUGCCGACAUAUUCCGCCCAGAAGACCUGACGCUCAUCUGUAACAAGGUAUUCCCUGGAAUCGAUCAGCAAGAAGUCGCAAAACUUAUCCGAUUCGUGGCAGACCUGGACGAGCAGGUUGUCAGCCGUCGCGCAUUUGGUAAUCUUGGCGCACCUUGGGAGUUUAAUCUACGCGACACACUGCGCUGGCUGCAACUUCUCACUUCAUCAGAUUUCCCGGGUUCAGCGCGGGAUUUCCUGGACACUAUAUUCACCCAGCGUUUCCGCACAGAGGGCGAUCGCAUUCGACUUCGCAAGCUGUUUGAGAACCAGUAUGGGGUUCACGAACCUCGCAUAAGUCUCUUUCACAGCUUGAGCGCUAUGACAGUACAAGUUGGCCUCGGUCUAUUACCGCGCGACACUUCAGUUGCACGUGCGGAUGCCAUGUCGACCCUUCGGACCUCGCGGCUGGGACCAAUGGAAGCUCUUCUGGUCAGUGUGAAGCAGAAUUGGCCGAUAAUCGUCGUGGGCCCACCCGGCUCUGGUAAGACUACUAUGAUCAGCCAGCUGGCAGGCUACGUCGGCGCAGACCUAAUCACCUUCUCUAUGAAUGCUGAUGUCGAUGCUAUGGACCUCGUUGGCGGAUAUGAACAGUUGGAUCCGACAAGGGAGGUGCAUCAAUGUCUCCACCAGGCGGAACAGCUCGUCCGAAGACAUAUUGCGACCAGCAUGCAGCCCUUAGCCAUACAUCUUCAAAUGUUGGAACUACUUCAAGCUGGGUCUUUGGUACAUGGCAACAGUAAUAUCGCGCACUUCCUUGGAAUGCUUUCGGGGCUGAGCCCCGAAGCGACGGAGCUGGCUCAAAAGCUGCAAUCAUCACUGCAAGCUUCGGGCCAACAAAUCGACGGCGCGCGUUUCCAAUGGGUCGACGGCAUUCUCAUUCGCUCGCUCGAAGAAGGGAACUGGCUUGUUCUUGAUAAUGCAAAUCUAUGCUCAAGCGCUGUUCUAGAUCGACUCAACUCGCUACUCGAGCCUAACGGCUACCUUUCGAUCAACGAACACUCUACAGACGAUGGAGAAGCACGCAUCGUACGCCCCCAUCCAAAUUUCCGAGUAUUCAUGACAAUGGAUUCCAAGUAUGGCGAGCUGUCAAGAGCGAUGCGAAACAGAGCCGUUGAGAUAUGUCUGUUGGAGGCUGGCGAUGAAGCUUCUAAAGACGAUCGACCGGUCGUGCAGUAUCCACUUGAUUCCGUCAUGUAUCGGUAUCGCCAAUUCCAAGAACAAGAAGAGGAUUUGCCAACAACAUUGGAGUACCGCUUCGAGCAUCUGGGACUCCAAGAUUCUAGUCUGUUGGCAAGUUUCACUAAGCAGGCCCGGCAAGGUCUCGUGUCAAGUUCUUUUGUCGAAUUCAACGGAGCCAACGGCCAUUCUACCACGCAACUAUCAUCCGCAGAGGCUCAAGGAAGUCUCGAGCACCGUAUAUCACAACAUGCUCAAUUCUUGCAAAGCACGUGGGCAACGCAUAUCUCAGCGGUUUACAAGCUGCUUGACGAUGAUGAGUCAAUGAGACUUCGCCCUUAUCAUCCUCUAGGUAACGAGCUGUUUCUGAGCCGUACCGAAAGAUCGAAUGCAACCAGUAUCUGGAGUGCGUCGAUGUAUGAGAUCAUGCUAGACCUUCACAAGAUGCAACACGCUAUCCAGGAUCUUCCAUCCGCUCGUUUUGAAAGACGCAAAGAAAAGCAAAGGUUGCCGGCGUUCCUCCAUGCGUACUGGCAGGGUCUUGUCAAAGUUGUGGAUGGCCUUUCGGCGACAGUUCAACAAACUCACCAUCGUGACGUUGCUUUCCUGAAGCCAUUGAGAACCUUAUUCUGGGCUUUCCACGGACUCACCACGGCGUCCACGUUCGAUCGCGCCACGUUCCAGACUUAUCUUAAGAUGUUAACAUCCGCAACUCCUGCCAUGACCGAAGAGUCGGGUUCUCUCUCACAAACCCUGAGUACUACACUCGCUAAGCAGAUGAUUGCAUUUGGAUCUGACGUUCAGUUAACCACUGGCCUGGGCAUGGAACACAUCUGGCGAGUAUUCAAACCGUCUACACCGACAACUCAUUCUCAGCUGGGCGCUGUCCUGGAGCUCGAAAGCUUAGCCGACCGGCUCGAUGCGAUCAUGUGGCAGUCAACCUUGCACGUGGAUGAGAUGAUACAAUUACGCGAAAGGGUUGCAAGUUCCCUCACGCUCGUUCGAAAGAACCAAGUUGAUGCCAAAGGACUCAUCGCGGGUCUGAGUGCGGCCAUCUAUGACCUUGAGCAGACAAUCGGGGAAGACAAUAUGCUCAUUACUCCAUACUUCGAAGACGAGUUUGAAGGGCUCUGUCAGUUCCUAGACAUAAUUCGCCACGACAUCGAUACGAGCAGACAAUCAGGUCUGACCUCAGCUGUUGUCGCCACGCGGGCACGAUCAGCCCUGUUCGCCAGGCGAGCGACGAAACUCAUGAAUCUUGCAUUCGAGCGAUCUGAGCAUGGAUCGAAACAGUUCACAAGACUGUAUCGCCAUCUUGGUUUGACGCGCAAAUCAGCAAACGCUAUGGUACUAGAAGGCCGAUUCCACACUGCCAUAUUUGCAAAGCUCCACGCUAUCGAUGAAGUACAGCUAGCACAGCUCGACCGAUUCGAAACGGAAUUACAGGUUCUCUCCCAACAGCUGUCACUAGACGCUUGUCACAUAACGCAGGGCCAGGUGACUGCGUUAGACAUGAUCUACAAGGACAUCUACCACGAGAUUAUCGCAUCGCACUCUAGUAUGAUUAUGGGGUCGGCGAUUGGAGGCUCAGUCGCAAUAUCUCCGGAUGCGGACAUCCCGAAUUUCUAUCGAGUGGCUCUAGAGGACGGGAUCGCACACUGCAAUCCAUUGUCGGGUUCUCAUAUUGACGCUGCAGCGUGGACUCACUUAGGCCUUUUAGGCUUGCGGCUGUAUGUCCCAAACUACCCGCACGAUCCCGCGCUACGGCCUAUGAUCGAACGCGAUAUGUUCAACGCAGAGAAGAGUUCUCUUUCGCAUGCCCUCAGCACUUUGAGACAGUUUCAAAUCGAUUUCACUGGAGAAGCGACAAGUUUCCGCAUCCGUCGGAUCGAAGAGGCUGUCAAUGCUAUGGGUCAAGAGCCGCCUGUCCCGGCUAUCGUCCGCCCCGUUAUCUCCGAGCUCGACGAUCUACAGGGCGAAUUCACAAACCUACUGAGUACUACACAGCCUCUCUUGAACGGAACAAUGUCCGUCCACGAAGCUGCUCGUGAUCUCACCUUGCAGCAAAACAUCCUUCGCAUCACACAAAGACUCACCGAAGGAUAUCGGGAAUACGACGACAUCACAGACAUAGCAGUAGGCUUCCUCUCUUGUCUACAAAUUGGCCUCACUAUGGGUCGGAGAGAAGAAGAGAAGAGGGUCGAAAGCAGUGUCAGCAGAAGUUUAGCAUACAUGUCAUCGAGGACGCCUUUCUUCGGGCGGACUCAGCCAAUGGAGAAGGCAGAAUUGACAUUGCAGUCCAUGCACGAGAGCUUACGGCAGCGCGAACACGCUAUCGAUAUAAGGUGGCAUACCCUUUACUCUUUGCUCACACUCAUAAAAACCGAUCCCGCGGCCAUGUCGACAUCACCAGCUAGAGCCCUGAUUCAUGACUUGUUUGCUAGCUUCUACGUCGACUGGAAGACUAAGCUACUCCAAGACCAAGAGAAAGAGGCCCAAAACUCCAGCUUGUAUACGUACCGUGGGCUGGACGACGACGCAGACGAAGAGGACCCAACUUUGUUUCCGGACUAUGACGAAGAUCAGGGAGAAGUAGUCAGUUCAGCUCGACUAUCAUCUAACUCACGGGAUCAUGCGGUCCGACUCGCCAACAUUCAUGCCGAACUCUUUGGCGGAGACCGGGAUGCCUCAGAUUCUAUCAAAUCAUUGUUAGAGUGGUGUGCGACUGAAGUGAACCGCAUAUCGGGUGGUAAGGGCUUCAAUAGCAAACACGAAGAUGCUCUGCCAACCAUAUACCUGGUGCUUGAGAAGAAGGUCAACGCACUGUCGACUAUUGGCACAGCGAGAACCUAUAACUUCUACUUCGACCCUAAUCUGUCAGAGGCCAAGCGUCUCAUCACGCUCAUCCAUCGUAUCCAGACGCGCUACCGCCAGAUUCGUAAUAUCUGGCCAGAACAUGCCACUCUCUCGGAGGUUCUGCGCACAUGCGACGAAACCCUCGAGUUUCGACAUGUUGAUCCUGUGGCCAAGUUCAUCACGAAGGCUGAGAAACUUUAUGCAUACAUGCACGAAUGGCAGAGAGUUGCCAGCAAAGAGUAUAGCACGGCCAACCUUUACGAUGAUCUCACCAAUCUCCUCGUCAGCUGGAGAGAGCUUGAGCUCACCACUUGGGCACGACUCUUCGACAUGGAAGAGGAGAAGUAUCGCGACGACGCGAAGAGUUGGUUCUUCGUGGCAUAUGAGACCAUCAUUGCCGCAUCAGAGUGCAGCGAAGAUGAGAAGAGUCUACGUACACACGUCAAGAAUCUGCUCAAAACGCUGGAGGGAUUCUUUGAGUCGACAACGCUUGGACAUUUCGAGCAGCGCAUAAAGCUUCUAAGACAGCUUUGCCAACAUGCAAGCAUGCGCAUGCAAGACCUUGGCACUUUCAAGAUUGUACACGAUGCACUCGACAAUUUCCUCGCCUACUAUUCGCGCCUUGAGAAGCCCGUGCAUGACGCUCUUACCAAGGGUCGUCAAACUCUAGAGAAGCAGAUGACCGAUGUAAUCAAGCUUGCAAGCUGGAAAGACACCAACAUUGAGGUUCUAAAGCAGAGUGCAAAAGCCAAUCAUCGCAAGUUGACUAAAUUAGUCCGCAGAUUUAGGGCACUACUCAGUCGGCCUGUGUCUGGGAUUAUGGGCGCUGGCUUCCCUGAUGGAGAUCACCUGCUACAAGACGUCUCUUUGGAGACUGCUAGUACUGCUGCCAGCUACGAAGGACUCCAGCUUUGUGCAACGAGCAUUCCAGGCUGGGAUGAGAGGCCUGCUCGCUUCAAGAAUCUUGCUAUCACAGUCUCGAUGAUGCGCGAUCUCACAACACCAAAGGCCGAUACUGUCGACGGUGCAUCGUACAUCACCGAGUUCAUUGCUGAGAUCUCAAGCUCUAUACUUGAGUUGCAAAAGGCGACACCCACGACGCUCACGGAAGAGAACAAAGCUUCCGUACAACACCUCAAGACCCAGAAGCGCAAGCUCUACGCCGAUACGAUGAAGGAGCUGCGGCGGAUGGGUAUUAACUCGAAUCUAAGCGUGGACACGCUAGCAAAGCAAGAUGAGCUUUCGACAAUACUCUCUACUAUUCCAUUGGUCAAGGGAGGUAACAUGACCGGACGUUCCGCUGAAUACUACCUUCAUAAAGCACUCAACCUCAUGCCUCAGGUUCGCGCGGUUACCAGAGAACAUUCUGGUGACCUGACUCCAAACGACGUAGCAAGAAGCAUUGGCUACUUAGAGGGCCUGCUAAAUGCCUGUAUCCGACAGCGCAGUGUGCUGAGCAAGGCUACGCUCAGUCUUGAACAGAUCAAAGCACCUGUGUCACUCGUUGAUAGCAUCUGCCAGUUGGCGCCCGGUCAAGCUACAUUAGUUUCCGACCAUGUGGAUGUCUCAGGCUUUGUACAGCCGCAACUUCGGUGGCUUGCUGCUAUGAUCAAGACCGCCGCCGAUGUGGUGACUGCUCAGGCUAGGCUCGGGAAGACAAGUGAGCUCGAUACGUUGAUUCAUGAAAUGCGCAGUUGGACCAGUACUGCUACAAACCUUGCCGAUGCAUACGACCAGUCGCCGAAGCUCCCAUUCAAAGUCCAGUCCAUCGAUCGUCAAGAAGCCAACAACACCGUCAAAACCUUCUUGUCCGAUCUUCAGCGGGCGUUCAACGCAUCCGUCAACAACAACGACAUGGCAAAGACAGUGCUUCUGCACCUUGAACCAUUCAUUUUCUCGUAUCCCGCUGCCGAUCCUGUCAGAUCUCUAAUCGAUAUUCGCAUAACAGUUGAGUCUUAUGCUCGAGACGUACUCGCUUCUCUGGAUCUUGUCCUUGGUUCAAUGCAAGAUGUGGAGGCCGCGAUGGCAGACAUACCGACCUCGACCGACGAUACGUCCUGGCUCCUCAAGGAGGAACAAGCACUCGCCACUGCGCUUGUUGGCUUGCAUUCUCCUCAAAUCAGCGAAGCCCUACAAACGCUCCUCGAAAGGAUGCAUUACCUACACGAAGAUGCCAAUCUGCAAGUCAUCGUCGCUUUGUUUGCAUGCGUAAAGCCAAUCUUACAUCAGUAUGUGGCGACGCACAAGUACAUUGUUAAUCGCUUUGAUGCGCUUCAUGCAACGACUGCGAAUCUACUGCAUCGUCUGUCGAAGUCAUUCAUCCAGAUUGGCACGGAAGGUUUCUGUCAACCUCCCGAGAAAUCUAACGAUCCCCAGAAGGGCAAGGACGAUAAGCUUGAAUCUGGAACUGGCCUCGGCGAAGGUGAAGGUGCCGAAGACAUCUCCAAAGAUAUUGAAGACGAUGAAGACCUCGAGGAUCUGGCACAGGAGCAGAAGGGUGAACGUGAGGGCAGUAUUGAAGAACAAGAAGAUGCUGUCGAUAUGGGCGAGCAAGAGAUGGAAGGUGAGACGGAAGAGAUGGGAGAGAAAGAAGAUAAGGGCGAGGAGUCUGGCGAGGAAGGAGAUGAUGAUGCACAAAGUGAGGUUGGCAGUGUCGAUGACCUCGGCCCGAGUGCUGUUGACGAGAAGAUGUGGGACGAUGGUGGCAAGGAAGACGACGCGAAGGACAAAGAAGGCAAUGAAGAUGUGGGAACUGAAGACCAAGACGAGCAAGUUGCUUCCGAGCAAAAGGAAAAGGAAAAGAGUGGUGAGGACGAAAAGAAAGACGAGAAAGACGAGAAGGACGAAAAUCAGGGGGGCGAGGAAGACGAGGAAAUGGAGACGGAAGGCGAGGAGCAGGAUGAGAACGUUGGUGUUGGCGAGAAAGAGCAGAUGGAUCCGCAUGCGAAAGAGGAAGAGACACUGGAACUGCCAGAAGACUUGAACAUGGACGGUCAAGAUGACGAAGGCAAGGAAGAUGAUGAUCCUGGUGACAUGGACAUGGGAGAUGAUCUGCCAGAAGAAGACAUGCAGCCAGAAGUCGAUCCAGCACUGCCAGAUACCAUGGACGAAGAUGUCGGCCCAGAGCAGGAAGACGAAGAGGAAAAAGAAACAGCCGGUCAUGUUGGAAAUGAGGAACAGCCAGAAGAAGGACAAGAAGACGAGGGUGAUGAGCCGAUGGACGAUGACGAUGCUGUUCCUCUUCCAGAUGAAAACAUGCCGGACGAUGAGGCUCGCGAGCAAAAAGACACCGAUCAUGCUGAUCCUAACGCCGAAGCCGGCGCGGGUACAGAAGCCAAUGAAGAAGCUCACACGAACAAGAAUGAUCAAACAUCUGCCAGUGCUGCAAACCAAGACGAAGGCCAGGAAGGCGAGUCAGCUGAACAGCAACAAGCACCGACAGCUGAGGACGGCCAACUUGGGCAAAAUGCGGCGCCAGAUGCUGGAGGACAGGGAGACCAACCUGAGGAAUCUCGUGAGGCGCAGUCUUUCAAGAAACUGGGCGAUGUGCUCGAGAAGUGGUACAACCAGCAGAAGCAGAUUCAAGACGCCAAAGAAAUGGAUGAGACUCAAGCUCAGCAAAUCGAUAAAGAGAUCGACAUGGCUGAUGCGGACUUUGAGCACGUUGGUGACGAAGAACAGCGAGCUGAUACGCAAGCAUUGGGCACCGCAACUGAGGAUCAAGCGAAGACGUUGGAUCACGAUAUGGCUCUGCCAAUGAAUGAAGAGGAGGACAAGCUGCCAUCCCGCCCCGAUGACAAAGACGAAGAGAGGACUGGUGCCGAUGAAGACCUUGAUAUGGAGGAGCCUGAGCAGCAACAAGACCAAGACCAAGAAGCUCAGCAGCCGCAGUCGAAUGCGAUGGAAGGCCAGCCUCAGGCUUUCGUCGGCGAACCACGACCCUUUUCCGAUCAAGAAGAUGAAGACAUGGCCGAUGCUGUAUCGCUCAAAGAUGAUGUCUCGUCUACGACGUCGUCUGCUGAUAACAUCGAAGCCCAGCUCUCGCUUACGCACCUCGAUCCAAAUACCAUAGAUCCCACUUUUGCACGCGCCCUCUGGCUUGCGCACGAAGCUUCGACAAAUUCGCUCUCUCAACAGCUGACCGAGCAUCUCCGCCUUAUCCUUGCACCCACUCUCGCUACAAAGCUUCGUGGAGACUUCCGCACAGGAAAGCGACUCAACCUCAAGCGCAUUAUUCCCUACAUCGCAUCAGGUUAUAAACGCGACAAGAUUUGGCUGCGACGUAGCAUGCCAAGCAAGAGAAGCUACCAGGUCAUGAUCGCAUUGGACAACAGUGGCAGUAUGGCCGACAGCGGAGCCAGCGGACUCGCACUCAAGACCCUUACGCUUGUUACUCGCUCGCUUUCGAUGCUAGAAGUUGGCGAGGUUAGCGUCGUAGGCUUUGGCGACGAAGUCAAUGUUGCGCAUGACUUUGACAAGCCCUUCACUUCCGAAGCCGGUGUACGUGUCUUUGAGCAAUUUGGCUUUGACGCCAAAAAGACCAACGUUCGUGGUCUGGUCGACAAGAGCUUGGAGCUAUUCAAGGAUGCGCGACAGAACGGAUCGAGUUCAGCGAGUGAAGAUCUCUGGCAAUUAAUGCUCAUUGUCAGUGAUGGUCUCUGCGACGAUCACGCGGAAAUCCAACGUCUCGUUCGCAAAGCGCAAGAAGAGCGUGUGAUGAUCGUCUUCAUCAUCAUCGAUAGCUCUGCUACCGCUCCGUCGGUAUCAACACCUGUGCCAUCUGACAACCUUGGUGCUCAGCCACCUGUGCCAGUGAAGGAUCAAGCCAAGACUUCUAUCCUGGAUUUACAGUCUGCUGUGUUCACGCCUGAGGGCAAAAUUGUGAGAUACAAGUACAUGGAGCAGUUCCCGUUCAGGUACUAUCUCGUUGUGAGGGAUGUGAGGGAGUUACCGGGCGUAUUGGCUGGGGCACUGAGGCAGUGGUUCGGUGAAGUUGCGGGGAGUGCUUAA
Alternaria ventricosa is the source of this 14688-nucleotide messenger RNA. RefSeq lists its product as uncharacterized. Lineage: Eukaryota; Fungi; Ascomycota; Dothideomycetes; Pleosporales; Pleosporaceae. The transcript has a single exon. Gene Ontology annotation, molecular function: ATP binding; ATP hydrolysis activity. The record is from RefSeq and is a predicted model, not a curated record. Gene Ontology annotation, biological process: ribosomal large subunit assembly; rRNA processing. The coding region runs from base 1 to 14688 and encodes 4895 amino acids. Gene Ontology annotation, cellular component: preribosome, large subunit precursor; nucleus.